CAGCUAGUGACUAUCGGAGAGCUGCAGCUGCUGAGGCUGCAGCUCUUUUCACUUUUAAGGGCAGCAUGAUCGAGAUACACUCGUUGCUAUCCUUCCGCUCUCCUCGGCCCAGGAAACCAAUUGCAUCUGUCUGCUCAGUUCUGAGUGCCUUGGAGCUAAGGGGUGGUCAAAAGAAGCUUCCAGAAACUCUUACAGCUGGCGGAAGCAGCUGAACAGCAUUGUGUUGGUAGCAGCUGCAUUGGUGCACAUUUAUGCAGAUGCUACGGUCAUUAGGAGCACAAGUCUGCGAAUGCGGUUUGAUCAUGCUUUGGGUGCUGACGCCGCCGAGGCUGGGGAGGGCAUACUGCAGAAGGGGAAGGAGCAAUGCAUUGGCAGCCUUUCGCAGCUGGCUAGCGCAUGGCAGCCACCGAGGCGGGCACAUGGCAUGGCGUUCUAGGCGUACCAUGUAUCAUGACGACACAAGAGAAGUGCCUUCAGGCCGUCAAAACGGAUUUCUAAAGUGCUGAUGGACAAGAGCAUAUCGGGCAGCCAACCUGGGUUUCCAGACCAACACGAGGUCCUGGUGGUUGAUUCUGAUGGGACACUGUCCGAGAAGAGCGUUACGAGGUUGAAAGUGAUCACAAGAAUGCGAAGAAACUGGCGAGGAGGUGCAGCUCAACUCGUGGAAGGGGCACAAGGCGCUGCAAUCCGAUCGCGUACGAGCACCGUCCGGCUUGACAACCUCAGCGGCGCUACUGUUGCGAAGAGUCCCCCAUCAGUCUGA
This is a messenger RNA of Klebsormidium nitens, 763 nucleotides long. Lineage: Eukaryota; Viridiplantae; Streptophyta; Klebsormidiophyceae; Klebsormidiales; Klebsormidiaceae. The record is from the annotation of a GenBank genome assembly.